UGUAUUUUGCAGCAGCGCAAACGCAACGAGUAGCUCCGCUCUUCCGCCUUACAGCAUCCUUCACACCCCGCUGCCUGUUGCUGGCACUGCUACUCGGUGUCACGUAUGCUUUAGGUUUAGUUCACACAGUGCACGCCAGCUCGCCUGGUGUUACCAGCACAGAGGCAUAUUUCAAUGGCUCUGCCUACCUGCGAUUGCUCACGCCGAUGCCAAUUUGGGAUCAUUCGGCCAUAAGUUUUCGUUCCUGUCGCGGCGGCGAAAUCUUAGCUCAACAAUAUAAUAAAAACUCAUUCGUCAUCACGGUGCUGAAUGAUUUCCUGCAAGUCUCAUUGGCCGGUCCGGCAGUGAUUGGCCCCAAUAAUCGUUUGGAUGUUAAACUACCAUACAAUUUGCUCGAUAAUCAUUGGCACACGCUGCAGUUCAAGUACGAGUAUGGUAAUCUUUAUUUGUACAUCGAUCGCACGUCCAUGGUGUUUGCCAAUUCGACGUACAAUAGCCAAUUUCUAACCAAUCAAGAUAUUGGCAAUGAGGCAGCUAUUUUAAUAUUAGGUAACUCAUUCAGCGGCUGCCUGCAAGACGGCCCCGGUCUACUUUUCAUCAAUGGCUCUGUGCAGAACGUCGUCUAUGGACCUUGUCCGCUAGCCACCGGUCCCUGCGGCGAUCACGAUACACUCAUGCCCGGCCAGGAUAACUAUUGCUCAAAUGAUCCGUGCAUGAGUCAUGGUCAAUGCAUUUCGCUAAACGAUGGCUAUGAGUGUCGCUGUACGCCACGUUAUUCGGGCAAGAAUUGCCAAAUCGACAACGGCUCGCCGUGUGCGCGUAAUCCCUGCUCGAAUGGCGGUAGCUGUGUGGAGGACGCACGCGGCGACUAUCUAUGCCAAUGUGCACCCAAUUACACCGGUCGAAGCUGUGAAAAAGAAAUGAAUGUACAUCCAAUAUGCCAAUCGAAUCCCUGUCUCAACAAUGGUGCUUGCAUAGUAGCGCCGGGCAGCACAAAAAUCGAAUGCGAAUGCGCCAAAGGGUAUGCGGGUGCACGUUGUGAGAUCGAUGUGGACGAUUGCGCUUCGCAGCCUUGCUUGAAUAAUGGCCGUUGUCUGGAUUUGGUAAAUGGCUUCACAUGCGAUUGCCGCGAUACCGGCUUCACGGGUCAAGUUUGUCAAACGAACAUCGAUGAAUGCGAGGGAAGUCCAUGUAAGCAUGGUGGACGCUGCUAUGAUCGCUAUGGCGGUUUCAUUUGUCAGUGUCCGGAUGGCUGGGCUGGUGAGACGUGUGAGGAUGCCACCAGCUGUAAGACGCAACAGUGUCUCAACGGUGGAACAUGUGUGAACAAAACGAUCGGCUUCUAUUGUCAAUGCGCGCCGGGCUACAGUGGUGAGCUGUGUCAGCAGAGCCCGCCGUGUCCGCAGUGUCCCAUCGAUUCGGAGUGCAUAGCUGGGAAGUGUGUGUGCAAGCCAGGCACAACGGGUAAGUUUAGCAAAUGGGAUCUUUACUGUCGUGUCAUGUAGUUAGUUCCUUUCGAAAGCAUUCAUUGACGUGUGCCGCCGACGCCGCGAGGAUGUGGGUUUCAGUAGUUAUCUUUAAGUUGAUUACAUAUCUUUAAGAUGUUAGGGGUAGAUGGUUCGGUGUGGGUGAAAUUUGCUUAAUAUUAUUUCUAUACAAUUUACGAUUUUUCAUUACGCUUUAAGUUCUUAAAUAAAUAUGCCUUUUUUAAGACUGCUUCUCUACUACUUCUUUAUUAAAAUAUUCUCUUACUGCUGCCUUGCAAAGCUUCCGAUAUUAACCCAUCACUAGACGAAUCGAAUGACAGUUGGGAAUGUCUCGGGGAGAAACGUAAACGUUACAUACCGCCAGAUUGGUUGAAAAAGAAGCGUUGCGAGUUAAAAUUAAGUAGUGAGUGUUGAUAGUCAAACCCCAUUAUAAUAGAAACCAUUCGCGGUGUAGCUACCACUCUAAAGCUCCGUUGUUCUAUGUAUAUAUAUUAAGUUGUUAGGCUUAAACGGAAACUCUACCUAUUAGCGUAUCUGUGUAGCAAGUUUUGAAUGUGAAUUUGUUUAUUCAAUAGCUUAUUAAUUUUAUGCUUUUUCGGUAUUUAUUGUAUAUGUAUUUAUUCAGUGUGUAAAUAUAUUUUCUCGGAAGGUUUGAAUGGUUUAAUCCCCAUCCACAGAGUAAAUCAUUUAUUUAAAUCAUUAAACCAGCAAAGGAAAACUUAAACAAUUUUCUAGAAGCUGAAAAAUAACAAGUGAAGUCAUACCAAGUAACAGGAAAAUUCCGGCAACAAAUAAAAACUAAAAGAAAUUAAUUAAAUAGA
Messenger RNA from Rhagoletis zephyria (snowberry fruit fly), 2308 nucleotides. RefSeq names its product protein crumbs-like. Gene Ontology annotation, molecular function: calcium ion binding. The record is from RefSeq and is a predicted model, not a curated record. Lineage: Eukaryota; Metazoa; Arthropoda; Insecta; Diptera; Tephritidae.